AUGAUGCCAUCGAAUUUAGAUCCCCCUCUUACCGAUGCAUUAAAAGAAGAAAUUCAAAAGAGGUCAGACCUCGACCUUUGUCAAACCCAAUUUCGCAAAAUAGAAUAUUCUUUGAAGUUCAUUAUGGCUGUCACAUUUGAGCCCUUUGCUGUUCCAGGAUCCCAACACAUCCAGGGUGAGGCCUUUCCAUAUGGACUUCGAGUUCAACAAAAUGCCAAUGGUGAAACUUCGACCCCCGCCAUUAACGACUCUGUGGCUGCGCUAGCCCAGUUGGCGGAAUCUGGGCAAAUUUCUGAGCUUCUACGCAAACAUGGUGCUAUUGUCGUCAGCGGUUUAGGUCAUCCCGCAGGAGAAAGCUUUGAGAAGCUGAUAAAUGCUAUUGAAAGAGGUCGGGGCUCGGUACCCCAUGUACAGAUCGGCCUUGCUGGAAAGCGAAAUGUCGUUGCGGAAAACGUAUGGACUGCCAAUGAGUGUCCAUCUGAUCGUCGAUUUUAUCAACAUAAUGAGUAUUCUCGAUAUACCAGAUUCCCAGCCAAUAUUCAUUUCUAUUGUCAGAAGAAAGCAUUAGAAGGCGGCGAGACCCCAGUAGCACAUAGUGCUCUUGUUUUCGAGAAAGUCCAAGAAUCCAUCCCGGACCUAGUCCAAAAUGUCCAUAAGCGGGGACUCGCCAUGAAGAUGGCAUUUCGAGCACCUGGCAACGAGGGCGUUGGGAACGAAUUCAACUGGGCUGGGAAGUAUAGCUUUGGCCAAGAGUUUCAGCCUGGUGAUGAUCGCGCGACGCAAAAGGCCAAAGUUGAGGUUCAAGUCCAAAAGCUCACGCAUGACUUUCGAUGGACUGAAGAUGAUAACCUCGAGCUAACACAGUAUAUCCCGGGUAUUCGACGAACACCUGCAGGUGGACGUCCUGUCUGGUUUAAUGGUCUAGCUGGCCGCUUUGGCAUGACGCGAGAUGCUGGAGCUCUGGAUCCGCCUUAUUUGGGUCGCGACGGGAUGACUUAUUUGCCUUGCAACUAUGGUGAUGGAACCCCGAUUCCACGGGAAUACCUUGAGAAAUUGGACAAGAUAUUGAAUGAACUGGAGGUAAACCUUGCAUUGGAUGAAGGUGAUAUGCUUCUUGUCGACAAUUUUCAGGUAUCUCAUGGGAGGAAGCCAUGGAAAGGAGAGCGCAAGAUCCUGGUUAGCAUGUGGGAGGGUGCAACUCCAAUCCAGGAAUAUUAG
This is a messenger RNA of Penicillium malachiteum, 1218 nucleotides long. Its product is annotated as Clavaminate synthase-like protein. The transcript is spliced from 5 exons. The coding region runs from base 1 to 1218 and encodes 405 amino acids. The record is from RefSeq and is a predicted model, not a curated record. Lineage: Eukaryota; Fungi; Ascomycota; Eurotiomycetes; Eurotiales; Aspergillaceae. Gene Ontology annotation, molecular function: oxidoreductase activity.